Nicotiana tabacum (common tobacco) is the source of this 2799-nucleotide messenger RNA. Lineage: Eukaryota; Viridiplantae; Streptophyta; Magnoliopsida; Solanales; Solanaceae. The record is from RefSeq and is a predicted model, not a curated record.
UUUGGCUUUGGUCCUCAAUUUCAAAUCACUCCAAAAAUUUCCUCCUCGACUGAACUUUGACGCCCUCCAUUGCUAAGCUCACUGGUACACCGAUAUCUCUGCGGCAAACUCCGUCGAUAUCUUCUCCGGUGAAAUUGAACCGGAUUUUUAAAACUUGUUGGUAGUGAAAUUACUUAUACGGUGUAUCCUUUUUCUGAUGGGAAUGAUGGAGAUCGAUGGGCGUGAAAGAAGUGUUGAAAUGAGGGAUCAUGAUGACUCUCCGGAUAAGGAGAGGUGGGAAGAUGGGCACUAUGAUUUGGAAGAAAGUGGGCAUGAUAAAUCUAAAGAUUCAAGUAAGCAUCGAAGCAAGGAUAGGAAAAGUAGCAGCCGAAGAGAAGAGAAAGAAUAUAAAAGAGAUCGUGAGAGUAAAGACUUGGAGAAAGAUAGGUCGUCAACUCGAGAUAGGAGGAAGGAGGAUAAAGAUCAGCGUGAAAGGGAUAAGACUAGGGAGAAGAUUAGGGAGAAAGAUAGCGAUAGGGACAAGUAUAAAGAUAAAGACAGGGAAAGAGAUAAAGACCGUAGAGAUCGUGGAAAAGAAAAGGAGCGAGACCGGGAGUUGGAAAGGGAUACUGAGCGGGUGAGAGAGAAGGAGAGGGGGAAGGACAAGGGCAAGGACAAGGAGAAGGAUAAAGAAAAGGAGAGGGUCAAGGAGAAGGAAAGGGAGAAGCACAGAGAUAGGGAAAAGGAAAAAGAAAGGGAACAUGACAGGGAAAGAGGUAGAGAUGCAGUUGACAAGGAAAAGGGAAGAGAGAGAACUAAAGAGAAGGGGAGGGAAGCUGAUGAGGAUAAGGAGAGGUCAAGAGACAAAGAUAGAGGCAACCGUAGGCAGCGAGACGAGGGUCAUGAUAGGAGUAAGGACAGGCGGAAGGAUGAUGUGCAAAGAGUUGAUGAUGAAGAUUCUGAUUAUCAGGAUGUGGCCAAGCAAGAAAUUGUUUCUUAUGAGGAUGACGAUAGGGCACGAAAUAAUGCAGUUGAAACAGCUGGAUCACAAUCUUCUGCUUCAGAACUGGAGGAACGCAUUCUGAAGAUGAAGGAAGAGAGGUUGAAGAAAAAAUCAGAAGGUGCUUCUGAGGUGAUGACAUGGGUUAGCAAGAGCCGUAAGAUUGAGGAGAAAAGGAAUGCUGAGAAAGAGAGAGCGUUGCAGCUUUCAAAGAUUUUUGAAGAGCAGGACAAAAUGAAUGACGAAGAAAGCGAUGACGAGGAGAAAGCUCGGCUAGCUGCAAAAGAGCUAGGUGGGAUGAAAGUACUGCAUGGGCUUGACAAAGUAGUUGAAGGUGGGGCAGUUGUCUUGACACUCAAAGAUCAGAGCAUACUUGCUGGUGAUGAUAUUAAUCAAGAGGUUGAUGUGCUUGAAAAUGUGGAAAUUGGAGAACAGAAGAAGAGGGAUGACGCUUACAAGGCUGCAAAAAAGAAAACAGGGAUCUACGAUGACAAGUUCAAUGACGACCCUGGUUUUGAAAGGAAAAUAUUACCACAAUAUGAUGACCCGACUGAAGAGGAGGGUGUUACUCUUGAUGCAACUGGAGGAUUCAGUGUUGAUGCAGAGAAGAAACUGGAGGAGCUCCGGAAAAGGAUUCAGGGGUCUUCCUCAAAAACUCUGGCUGAAGAUCUCAAUUCUUCUGGGAAAUUAUUGUCUGACUACUACACUCAAGAGGAGAUGCUUCAAUUUAAGAAGCCCAAGAAGAAGAAAUCACUGAGGAAGAAAGAGAAGAUGGACCUAGAUGCCCUUGAAGCGGAGGCCAGAUCCUCUGGAUUGGGUGUUGGUGAUCUUGGUUCUCGCAACAAUAAGACAAGGCAGGCCCUUAGGGAGGAAAUGGAGAGAGCAGAGGCAGAGACAAAGAGCAAGUCUUACCAGGCUGCUUAUGCCAAGGCUGAAGAGGCAUCUAAAGCACUUCGACCCGAGAAGACUAAUAACAACCAGAGAGAGGAAGAUGAUAUUGUAUUUGAUGAUGAUGAGGAGGAGCUUAGAAAAUCCUUAGAAAGAGCCAGAAAGCUUGCUUUGAAAAAGCAAGAGGGCCUCGCCAAAACCUUUCCAGAGUCCAUUGCUUCACUUGCCAUUUCCCGUGCAAAUGAUUCAACCAUGGAUAAUCCAAGUUCUGUAUCUGGAGAGCCACAAGAGAACAAGGUUGUCUUCACAGAGAUGGAAGAGUUUGUCUGGGGUCUUCAGCUUGAUGAAGAAGAACAAAAACCUGGUAGUGAUGAUGUCUUCAUGGAGGAAGAGGUGCUCCCAAAACCCUCUGAUGAAGAAAUGAAGACUGAGGAUGGUGGUUGGACUGAGGUGAAGGAAACCGAGGAAGAGGAACCCUCUGUAAAGGAGGAGGAAAUGGAAGUAACUCCAGAUGCGACGAUACAUGAAGUUCCAGUUGGAAAGGGUUUAUCAGGGGCUCUCAAACUUUUGCAAGAACGAGGUACACUGAAGGAAGAUAUUGAAUGGGGUGGUCGAAACAUGGACAAGAAGAAAAGCAAGCUCGUAGGCAUACGUGGUGAGGAUGGGAAAAAAGAAAUACGCAUUGAAAGGACUGAUGAGUAUGGGCGAAUUCUGACUCCAAAGGAGGCUUUUCGGUUGCUUUCACAUAAAUUUCAUGGGAAGGGGCCAGGAAAGAUGAAGCAAGAAAAGCGUAUGCGGCAAUACCAGGAGGAGCUGAAGAUAAAACAGAUGAAAAAUUCAGAUACGCCAUCACUGUCUGUGGAGAGGAUGAGAGAAGCUCAGGCUCAAUCUAAAACACCAUAUCUUGUUCUCAGUGGAAAUGUUAAACCAGG